Penicillium macrosclerotiorum is the source of this 894-nucleotide messenger RNA. RefSeq names its product oxygenase MpaB family protein. NCBI's taxonomy places the organism in Eukaryota, Fungi, Ascomycota, Eurotiomycetes, Eurotiales, Aspergillaceae. Gene Ontology annotation, molecular function: oxidoreductase activity. The transcript has a single exon. The record is from RefSeq and is a predicted model, not a curated record. Bases 1 to 894 code for a protein of 297 amino acids.
AUGUCCGCUCCACCGUCUCCUCUGGACGAGAAGCAGCUCGAGGCUUCGUCCAGCGCCAACGAAUUCAAUGUGGCUCCCAACGACUCCGGUCGUCUCCACGCCCUCGAACAAUUGGAGAUCAUUCCGCAGAUGCUCCGAGAGGGCAUUUUGUUUGCCGGCUCUGGUGCCGCUCUCCUGCUGCAGGCUGCAUUACCUGCGAUCCGUGAAACCGAAGCCCCUAACCAGGGUCAUAAAGCGCUGGCCACUGAGCUCAUCGACGCGCUCCAAGCCCAUAUCAGCUACAUUUCGACUCUAGUCUUUGGAACUCGCGCCGAGCGCAAGGCCUUACUGGACCUUUUGCAGCAAGGCGAUGCCCCCGGGCUGGGCGGUGGCCGUAAUAACCGGUUUACCCACCACCCGGAGCUGCAGCUAUGGAUGGCGGCCACCCUGUAUGCCACCGCGACCGACUUCUACCAGCGCGUCUACGGCCGCGUCGAUUAUCAGACCGCCCAACGCGCCUACUCAGAGUUCACCCUCCUCAUCAGCUACCUCGGCGUGCCUGCCGGUACCUGGCCGGACUCACGUCAGGCCUUCUGGACCUACUGGGACGACCAGGUCGGCAAGCUGACCGUCUCGACCGAUGCCGCCCAGUUCGCCAAGGAUCUGCGUGAGAGUACCGAGCUGCCCGGCUGGGUGCAGAGGAUUCAGCCGUUCCUGCGUGCUGUCACCAUUGAGAUGCUCCCACCCAAGCUGCGGGAUGCAUAUGGUUUGCGCUCGUCAGCCUCCACUCGCGCCCUCUAUCGCACGUGGAUGGGCUUCUCGGUGGCCGUCUACCCUGCCAUGCCAAAUAAAUGGCGUUCUUUUCCGCUGAAAUAUUAUAAGGAUCGCCUGCGCGAUAAGUUGAAUGUGGUUUGA